UUUAAGAGUCUAAGUAUCUUUGAUCACUUUAUAAAUUUGUAUGAAAAUGUAUAUCCGUACAUGUAUGCCAAGCAAAAGUAGUGCCGAUGGCUGCAGAUAUAGAGAGAUGGUGAAAUUAGAUCACCACCCACUCACUAAUUCUAUCACACAUGAAUCACACACUCUCUCCCAAGUCUCAGCACUACUAGCUUAAUUUUGCCCAUAUUAUACAUAUAUUCACAAGCACUAUUUAUACAUUUCCAUCAGAAAGGCCACCGCAUUCAGUAGACUUCCAACAAAAGCUCUCUCUCUCUCUCUCUCUCUCUCUCUCUCUCUCCUGCUUUACAACAUCUGCAAGAAUGGAAAGUGGGGGGAAUGAGUAUAAGAAAGGUCUUUGGACAGUGGAGGAAGACAGAAUUCUAAUGGAUUAUAUCAGGGAGCAUGGCAAGGGCAAGUGGAAUCGUGUCAAUAAAGUUACAGGAUUGAGGAGGUGCGGCAAAAGUUGCAGAUUAAGGUGGAUGAACUAUCUAAGUCCCAACGUGAAGAGAGGUGACUUCUCUGAGGAAGAAGAUGACCUCAUCAUUCGACUCCAUAACCUCCUUGGCAACAGAUGGUCCUUGAUUGCUGGACGUGUUCCUGGCAGAACUGACAACCAAGUCAAGAACCAUUGGAACACUCAUUUGAGCAAGAAGCUUGGUGUCAGUUCAAAGAAAGGAAAGACCAAAGCCAAGACUUAUCCUGACUCAGAACGAGCAAAAAAGAACUCCUUCACGCCCUCGUCGAACUCAAACUCCGAGCUGCAGCCACUUCCCAAUUCUGAUUCCAAUUCCAAUACAUUCGGUGAUGAUGAAGUUGCAGCUGUCAUUAAUGGAUUUGAUGAUGAGAUAAUAAACGUCAAGGACAAUAAUAUUGGCUUUAAAAGUGGGGUUAGUUUUAGCGACAUGUGGGAGGCGAUGAUGAUUAGCAAUGACCUUAAUCUAUAUGGCUCUUAUUUAUUGGACCCUACUCUGGAUGAUCACUACCCUUUUCAAUUUGAUAAUUUGUAGACUUUAUUAUUGUAUUAUUGUAGAUCUUUAAUCUGUAUUUUCACUAAUUGAUAAUCUAAUUUAUUUUUUGUUAA
This is a messenger RNA of Pyrus x bretschneideri (Chinese white pear), 1099 nucleotides long. RefSeq names its product transcription factor WER-like. The record is from RefSeq and is a predicted model, not a curated record. Lineage: Eukaryota; Viridiplantae; Streptophyta; Magnoliopsida; Rosales; Rosaceae. The coding region runs from base 339 to 1025 and encodes 228 amino acids. The transcript is spliced from 3 exons.